CGAAACCCGAAAACUUGACCCGAAUUAUGCACAACACUCUCUCAGAAGUACUUUGAAAUGAAUCUUCUCCUCUCGACUCGAAAUAAUCAUUUCGCUCAAAUCCUUUGAGAAACCCUAAUUUCUCUCGCUGUCAAAGUUCUCCGGGGAACAAAAAUGGCGGAAUGUCCGAUGGAUAUCAUCAACGAUUUGUUCCUGCGUCUCUCAGCAGCUACGCUUGUACGUUGUCGCGUCCUCUCGAAGCCAUGCUUCUCUCUGAUCGACAGUUCUGACUUCGUCUCAUCUCACCUCAGUCGCAGACUCGAAACGGGAGACCAUCUCAUGAUCUUACUCCGAGGACCUCGCAUUCUUCGUACGGUGGAGCUAGACGCGCCGGAGAACGUCUCAGACAUCGACCACCCUUUGCAAGCCGGAGGUUUUACAGAGAUUUUUGGUUCUUUUAACGGUGUCGUCGGGUUAUGCAACUCUCCCCUUGACAUGGCUCUGUUCAAUCCGUCAACCAGGAAGAUUCACCGGUUACCGAUUGAGCCGCUUGAUUUCCCAGAACGUCACAUCACUCGUGAGUAUGUGUUUUACGGUCUGGGUUACGACUCUGUCAACGAGGACUUCAAAGUUGUGCGGAUGCUUCAGUCUAAGCUUAAAGGAGGCAAAGAAAAUUUUGGUUACCGUGUUGAGAUCAAAGUUUUCAGCUUGAAGAAGAAUUCGUGGAAGAGAGUCCAUCUUCUCUUUGAGUUUAUGGGUCUCUUCAUCUAUUUCUAUUACCAUCUGUUGCCUCGCCGUGGAUUUGGUGUUCUAGCGAACAACCAUCUUCACUGGAUUUUGCCUCGAAGGCAAGGACUCAUCGCCUUUAACACCAUAAUCAGAAUUGAUCUUGCUGCUGAUGAACUCGGAGUCCUCAGUUUCCCACGGGAACUUUACACUGCAGAUAAUAUGGAUAUAGGUGUGCUAGAUGGCUGCGUUUGUUUGAUGGGUUACGACGAGAUUAGCCAUGUUGAUGUUUGGAUAUUGAGGGAAUAUGAAAAUAUAAGAUCUUGGACUAAGCUGUUUAGGGUGCUGAAACCAGAGUGUGUGGAAUCUUUUGAUUUCGUGAGACCUCUGCUCUAUUCCAAGGAUAGGAGCAAGAUUCUGCUGGAGAUUAACGAUGCUAAGAAUCUCAUGUGGUUUGAUUUGGAAACUAAGAGUCUUACAGCUGUUGGAAUAGAGUGUGAUAGUUCAUUCACCGCAGACAUCCUCGUGAGUAGCCUUGUUUUGGGAUGUAAAGGAGAUCCUACUGAAGCUCAGCGUAGGAAAGAUCAAAUGAUGCAGAAAAGUAACAAAAGGGGGGGUGGGUUUCUGUCCAAGGGAUUCAAGCUGAAGUUAUGAGGAAAGCAGGGGAAACUUCUGAGCCCAAACAUUAGAUCAAGGUGCAGUAGCAGUAACAGUAGCAGUAGUAGUAGCAGUCGCAGGGUGAAAGGAAAUGGCAAAAUCCUAAACCCAUAUAUGGACAUCGUAAUAAUUUCGCUUAACAUGUGUACGUAGUGGGUCGUAAAGGGAAGAUAGUGUUCUUAUGUAAUUGACUGGAAUCUAUAUGUGAAACUCUUUUCAGUUGUCUGUUGCAGUUUGAUAAACUCUCAAUCUUAAUCAAAAGUACAUCUGGUUGCAAAUA
This is a messenger RNA of Capsella rubella, 1642 nucleotides long. Its product is annotated as F-box protein At4g22390. The transcript has 3 exons. Lineage: Eukaryota; Viridiplantae; Streptophyta; Magnoliopsida; Brassicales; Brassicaceae. Bases 154 to 1359 code for a protein of 401 amino acids. The record is from RefSeq and is a predicted model, not a curated record.